AUGUUACUGCUGUUUGUGGUGAUAAUUUCGCAGCUUUCUGUCCUCACAAGGUGUGGUAUUAGCAAUUACGAAUGGGGCAUCUGUGAGGACUGUAUUGAAGGUGACUUGACUUGUCACAUUUUCAUUCGACAGUUGCAACUAAACGCAUUUUCCAGGCUCAACCCCUGCCCUAAUGAUUCUGAAGAAUACAGCCUCAAUCUUGAUGAAUUAGAUGAUGGCUAUUAUCAGUGCGCUGAGACGGCAGCCGCAUUUUGCAUCGUUAGUCUUGAAGGCAAUAUUGAGCUGCGUCUUAGCACCCACAAGCUUUCGGCUGAGAUGAAGAUAUUUGUGCACAUAUACGUGGGUCAGAUUGACUCCGCUCAUCAUCGCCAGCUGUGGAAUAAAUGGAUAGACGACCGGGUGUCGCUUCUGGGUACUGACAAGGCAAGAUUCAAUACCAUGGUAUCUGGCGGUGGUGGCACUGGUCCCUAUAAGCAACUUACCUACGUUCCGUUUGACCAUGCCGGUUCACCCACUGCAGCCACAAACCCAGUUAAUAAUUUUUAUGAGGUUUCCAAGAGUACUUUGACAAUACGCAAGGGAUUCUGUGGUGACUAUCGCGUAUUUGGAGUCAGUGCUAUGGUGAAUCAAACGUUUAAUGUCCACAUCAAGAACUGUAGCUGCAAGUUUCACAAGGAGGCACAUGUGGGAAAGCUGGUGGGCAUUCAAGACUACUGUGAUCUCUUCACUAAAGUCGAAUUCACCCUUAAAUUCUUCGACGUUAAUGGUAAAACGCGAUGCUCCGUGGAAGAUCGUCAAGACCUGGUGUGUGCAAAAGUGGGCUCAAAUCGCUUCAAGAUCGCAUGUCUCAAAGACGACUUGGGCAUUCCUGAGAACAGGAAUCGCAGUCUCAAGGAUAUUGUUUUGCGAUUGGACAGUGAAAAAUGUCUUCUUCGAUACGUCUUCAAGAUUCCGAAACUUGAAUAUGCGGACAUGGAAUUGCGAUUCACGCCUCAUCAAAACUUCUACAAUCCACGAAACAUGGAGGUAAUGAUUCAAGCUUGUUUGCACACCUACUGUUCGAAAGAACAUCUUCACUGUCAGGUCUGGGAUCCUGCCACCAAUCAAACAAUCAUUAUACUGAAAUCCUCAUCUAGAGUGUACAUCAAACUGGAUAGCCUCAUGUGCAUUCGAAAAGUCCUUGUAGCUUGUAGAACACCUGAACAGAAGAAAAAACUACUAAUUUCUGAGAUAGAAUUCGAUCAUCAUCUGGAAUAUGAAUUUCCGAGGGGCAUUAUUCAACUUGAACCUUCAAACACGACCUUCAAUGUGUUGGGCUCACGGGCGACAAGAAAGACUCUGGCUCGAGUCGAGGAUAUCAAGUGUUUCAUACUUGGCAGGAGGCUAACCCUUCAAGGAAACGGCUUCAUCGACGUUCCUGCAGCUGCCAUGAAAAAGCAUUUAGUGAAGUGUCAACUCUAUGACUGCGAAUGGGAGUUCACGUUGGACACUAGUGGACCAAGGCAAAAUCUAGAGAGAUUCACUAAGAAAAUGGACUCGACGCCGUGGAUUGGAGUGAAAACCGUCCGUAUUAUCAUCAUAGUGGUGCUCUUCCACUCCGUGAAUUUUGUUUCAACGGUGACACUUGGGAGCGAUCUGAUUGCGCCUGAAAUAAGCCACAAAGUGGAGGAGCUACUCGAGAGUUUCCAGGAGGUUUUAAAUCUUCGAAGAGAAAUUGAAACCCACCACUACACAACCUAA
Echinococcus granulosus is the source of this 1740-nucleotide messenger RNA. RefSeq lists its product as hypothetical. The coding region runs from base 1 to 1740 and encodes 579 amino acids. The transcript is spliced from 7 exons. The record is from RefSeq and is a predicted model, not a curated record. Lineage: Eukaryota; Metazoa; Platyhelminthes; Cestoda; Cyclophyllidea; Taeniidae.